Cordyceps militaris CM01 is the source of this 1596-nucleotide messenger RNA. Its product is annotated as diphthamide biosynthesis protein 2. Gene Ontology annotation, biological process: protein histidyl modification to diphthamide. The record is from RefSeq and is a predicted model, not a curated record. Lineage: Eukaryota; Fungi; Ascomycota; Sordariomycetes; Hypocreales; Cordycipitaceae. The coding region runs from base 1 to 1596 and encodes 531 amino acids. The transcript has a single exon. Gene Ontology annotation, molecular function: 2-(3-amino-3-carboxypropyl)histidine synthase activity.
AUGUCCGGCGAACUAGUUGCAGCACCGGUUCUGUCAACGCCCGAAGAACGCCUAUUCGAAGUCGCUGCCAAGCUCGAAGCAACCUCGUCCCUGAGCGACGAAGACGUCCGCGCAAUCUACGAUGUCGAGCGAACCGUCACGGAGCUGCUGGCCGGCGACUGGACAAAGGUUGCGCUACAGUUUCCGGACCAUAUGCUGGUCGAUGCACCAAAAGUCGCAGAAAUCCUGAGUCGAGAUCUAGCGGCACGCCGCGACGACAAGAAGACCAUCAAGAUAUCCAUCCUCGCCGACACGAGCUAUAGCGCCUGCUGCGUCGACGAGGUCGCGGCAGAGCAUGCCGACGCCGAAGUGGCGGUACACUACGGCCGAACGUGUCUGAGUCCGACGAGCCGACUUCCCGUGAUAUACGUAUACACCACCCAUAAGCUAGACCACGACGCCGUGCUGCAGGAGUUUCGCAAAGAAUUCAGCGACACGAGCAGCAAGGUAGUAGUCAUGGCCGACCUGACGUACCAAAGUCAUGUGGAGUCGGUGGUGAAACUUUUGACAGAAAAUGGCUACUCGGAUAUUAUUGCCACCGAGGCCAUCAGAGACCCGGCCGGCGUGCUCCCGAACAGACGGAUCGUGGACAAGGAACUGGACGCCGAACAACUAAAAGAGUAUGCCUUAUUCCAUAUAGCAGAUCCACCGCAGUCGCUUCUUCUCGCACUCAGCUCUCGAUUCACCUCGCUCCAUAUCCUCUCGAUAUCGUCGCCCUCGAACCUCAGUAUUGAAAAUCCCACGAUGCAAACCGCCGGCCUUCUGCGCCGCCGAUUCGCUAAAAUCCUGGCGCUGGCGUCAGCCGGCGUCAUCGGCAUCUUGGUCAAUACCCUGUCCGUGUCUAAUUUCCUGCCGUCCAUUGAUCUGCUGCGCGCCAAAAUCGACAAGGCGGGCAAGAAGAGCUACACGAUUGUCGUGGGCAAGCUAAACCCAGCCAAGCUGGCCAAUUUUGCCGAGAUUGAGGGCUGGGUCGUGGUGGGCUGCUGGGAAAGCGGCCUGAUUGAAGACGACGCCAGCUACUGGCGACCAGUCGUCACCCCGUUUGAAAUGGAAGUGGCCCUGAUGGACGUGCAAGAUCGAAUCUGGGGAGACGAGUGGUGGGGGGGAAUCGAGAAGCUCAAGGUGCACGAUGCAGAGACGGAGACAAACGGCAACCAUGCGGCGCAAAACGGCACAGACCACGAUGCGGGCGCGGACGAGGAACUCGACGAGGAUGAAUCGCUGCCGCCGGUGUAUGACCUCCGCACCGGACGACUCGUGAGCCACAGCCAACCAAUGCGCUUGGCGAUUCGCUCGGCAGCGGCGGCCCAUGGCGGGGGCGAGGAAGCCGGCGAGGCCAAGACGCCUGGAACCGGUGCUCUCAUUUCGAGAGCGGCGGGCGAGAUGGCGAGCAUCAACGGCGUCGCCAGCCCGGGAGCAGAGUACCUGCGCACGCAGAGGACGUGGCAAGGGCUGGGCACUGACUUCGAGGAAGAGGCCAGUACGUUGGUGGAGGAGGGCAGAAGUGGCAUUGCGAGGGGCUACACGGUGGGCGAGGAGCCGCAAAAUCUGCAUUAG